AAAAGAACACACAAAAGUAAAUCUCCAAUUAUAUCUGACGUUAGGUAUGUACACCCCACAGUGUCGCCGUAGCGAAAAAAGUUACACUUUUAUUUUUUUUCGGUGAAUUUCGAAGUAAAAGACAAUCGUGGUGACAAUUCAAUGAUUUUCGCAAAUAGCUGUUGCGAUCUUUUUGCAAACGAAGUGCGUGUGUAAAAAUACCCAUCGCCUACAGAACAGUGACUUCACGUAUCAAACAUUUAUGACGCCUGAUGUACGGACAUACGACUCUCAUGUAACGAUCUAUCGAUUUUUUGAACAUGGCCUUACAAUAGGAGAGCAAUAGCUUACACUGGAAAAGAAGAAAGAAGCAGUAGCUGCGUCGCAGGAACAGUGGAUAAUCGUUCGAUGCCACGCUUGAAUAAUGUCGGCCGAACAUCACAGCGGCAAAGGUUACGCGCCUCUACCACAGAGUAUAAGCAACACCGACACAGAGGACGAGGAGGAACGUUUGACUCAACCCAACGAUGUUGCCUACAAGGCCGACAAUAGUACAACAAUAGCGGAAUUGCAUUCAAAUCAUGAGAACGGUGUGUUUUAUCCAUUGGACGAGACGAGAAAUCUGGGAAACAGCGCGAGAAAUAGACAAAGCACAAUCAAAUAUUACAGGGAUGAUAUACCGAUAAUGGUGAUCGAAGGAAAUGAACAAAAUGAUUUUUGGAAAAGGAAAGAUAUGUCACCGAUCAGGCGCUUUUGCUUGUUCGCGUCAAUAUUACUAUGCAUUGUUACGAUAGUCAUCUUUUUGUAUGUAUUACCUUGCGACAGUUCAAUGGUCUGUCCGCCUGUUAUCGAGCCACAAUCUUCGAUAUCCUGGGAUAAGACUUUGCAAGGUGUAGAAAUACAAGGGCCUAUUACCAUAGUACCUGGAUUCCCAUACAAUCUGAUAUUUCUUCUUCGUGGCGAACAAAAAAGGAACGAUACAAAGGAUGGGAGGAUACAUCAAAGACAAGUACCGCCAGAAGGAGGAGGAGUCAUGUCAAUGCAAGGGAGUAGCGGAUUGCCGUUAUGGCUGGUUCCAUUAAAAAGAUUACCCAUCAUCAUAGAUUGUACCAGUAUCGACAUAGAUCGAUCUGGGAAGCCUGAUUGUAUUGUUGCUGGUGAACAAGGCCUACUUGUUAGCAUAGAACCGAUCGCUGGGACGAUUCAUUGGAGCUCAUCAACUCAUACAUUUCCCAAAUUGCCAGUCAUCCUACCAGACAUUGAUGCGGACGAUAUCGAAGACUUGUUGAGUGUAUCGGUGGAUAAUGCUAAUGUGUCAUCUCUCGUUCUUUUAUCAGGCAAGACUGGCCAAUUGCUGGGACGUUAUUUAGUCAAUAACUGCACCUCUAUCGAUAUAUAUAAUCUUGUCUCUAACGGCAGCAUAUCCUACAGCUGUUACGAUGACAACGCAAAGCAUUCGAUGAAAUUCAUGUCCCUAAAAGGUUUACUCCACGGUGUCACGAAAACAUCGCAAGUGCAUAAAAAACUCUCAAUCAGAUUGACAGCGGCAUCGCCACGGCUUUUCGAGAUAGUUAAAGUAUCCGACGAAGAAUAUGUUUGGAAGCCUACGCCUUAUCACCAUUUGACUAUAGAGAACGAAGGGGUAUGUCCGGGGCAACUUUGCCGAGCUAACGUUAAUUUAACUUUGCAAAAGUUGACGAGCGAACCGAUCACCAUUUGGGAUCACGUGAGUUCGAACGCGUUCGCAUCGAAGCCGGCGUUCUUGGUGACUUCAGAUAAACCUUACACUUCCGGGUUUGUCAUUAAGUUCUGGCAAUGGAUGGACCCUUCAUCCAAUCAUGUGGAAAAAGCGUCCGUUAUGGAGCAGGGACUUGUAGAAAGGGUCUUGAUAGUCUUCGUGAAUUACACGGAUGUACAAGCUAUUAAUGCUAGUCAAAGUGAUAUCACGCAAUUGUGCCAUGGUCCUAACUGUCAGCCGGAUCUAAAUUCGCGGAAACAGUUCAGUUCCAUCGCCGUUAAGUAUAUCGACAACGAUGAAUUUCCCGAAUUGAUAAGCUACUGGUCCUCGUAUGACGUAGACUCAACGAAAGGCUUGACAUCGAAAGUACAAGUUAUCAAGAUGGAUUCCGUGUUGUCUAAUUUGUUACACGGAAACGUUUAAACUUGAUCAAACGGUUUUCACUUAUGCCUCACGUUUAACGACACGAUUGCGCUUGCAUUUUGUUAAUUCAUUUAAAGUGAUAUCUUUACACAUCGAGAUCAGAUUUAUCCCACACAUACAAAUAGAAUCAUUCUAAUCUCUUCUGGUUUUAUUUGUAUUUUUUUUUUCUUUUUUUACUACACUGAUCAGCGGCUGUGUACAGAAAACAAUAGUUCUAAAACCGUUAAAUAUUUGCCUGUGAUUGAUACAUACGUUUAAAUUUAUCAGUCUAAUCUAUUUUUCAAAAAGCUAGUUUUUCAACCAUUGUUACAAAUCUUCUGAAGGCAGCCAGUGACUUCUAAAAUUCGAUGUGGUGCAUUCGGUAGCCAAGAUUAUAUCGUACUUGCAAAAGGAUUCAUACCAGCAAACUAUUUCACUAUUAAUUAUAAAAAAAAAAUUAUGUUUUCUGGUUAUACUCUAAAUGGUGCCUUGAAUCAAGUUGUAUAUACUUAUCGUGCAUAUUAUAUCAUCCAAAUAUAGAGUGCAAGGAAAAUUCACGUUUGUUCAGAACAUAUUUAUUUAUAAACAAGUAAAGUGUGUUUAGUAGUGUUCGUUCAGAAUAUACUUGUUUAUAAGCAGAUAUGUUUUUCAUAAGUUUAAAAACAUUGUGUAGAAGGAUUCGCAUUUUCGCCUAAACAUUUGAAGCUUCUUGCAAUGCCUAUUCAUUUUUUGAGAAAUUUAAAUUUCCCGCAACAAGUGCAAAUAUUACUUAAAUAUUAUACUUAAAAAUAUUACCUAAUUACAUUAAGUGCAAAUAUUACUUAAAAAUUACUUAAAUAUGUGUAUUUUCUACACGUAUACAAUAUCGCAGUAUUAUGAGUUUAAAAUAGUUAAUGAAAAUCUCAUUCUAGUCAUGUAAAAGUAUUAUCUUAAUUCGACGAGCUUUGAAUUAGGUCUUACCGAUUAAGUUACUGACCGAUUAUUCGGUAAAUUAUCGAAAAACUAUUGGUUGACUCUAUAAGAAGGCUAUUGCGAUUGAAAAAUAAUUAUAUAUAUAUAUAUAAUUAUUUUAGUUGCUAUACCAAAUGCAUACAUACUAGCGAAUUGAAAGUAUCGAUAUUUUAUGUAGUUAUGAAUUUGAAGGAACAUUUGACGAAGGUCCAAUAAUGCUGAUAGGAAAAUUUGAUGAUCAAACCUUUGAAUGUUAAAAUAGUCAUAGCUGCGUUGACUUUUUUCAAGUGCUUAGGCCUCUCACUUGGAAUAUAUAUUAUAUUAAACCUGAUAAAGUCGAACGUUUACAGAACACGUCGAAACACAUAUGCGUUCGUGUAGUACUGAAACAAAAUUAUUAUAGUAACUAAUGACAGUAGCGUGCAAAAGAAAUGUAAGAAAUAUUGUAAAAUUACUCUCGACUUUAUCUUGUACAAAAUAAAAAAACUUU
This is a messenger RNA of Dinoponera quadriceps, 3560 nucleotides long. RefSeq lists its product as uncharacterized. The transcript has 5 exons. The record is from RefSeq and is a predicted model, not a curated record. NCBI's taxonomy places the organism in Eukaryota, Metazoa, Arthropoda, Insecta, Hymenoptera, Formicidae. Bases 404 to 2140 code for a protein of 578 amino acids.